Molecule: messenger RNA, 1514 nt
Organism: Syngnathus typhle (broad-nosed pipefish)
Lineage: Eukaryota; Metazoa; Chordata; Actinopteri; Syngnathiformes; Syngnathidae
Gene: mettl1
Product: methyltransferase 1, tRNA methylguanosine
Exons: 6
Coding region: 140-892 (250 amino acids)
Biological process (GO): tRNA methylation; RNA (guanine-N7)-methylation
Cellular component (GO): tRNA methyltransferase complex
Molecular function (GO): tRNA (guanine(46)-N7)-methyltransferase activity
Source: RefSeq, a predicted model, not a curated record
CGUAACAAUCCGCGACGCGUGUGUUUGGGAAAAGCAUGCAGAUGAAACCGUGACUCAAGAGUUGACAUUUUAAUAAGUUACUCACUUUAAAAGAAGCGAAUAAAGGAAAAACCUGCGUGUUUUUUGGAAGCACAUCAUUAUGGAAGCCGAGAUGAGUUCGUCAAUGCCGCAGAAGCGUUACUACAGACAACGAGCACAUUCAAACCCGAUGGCACAUCAUUCGUUUGACUAUCCUGUGUGUCCAGAGGAGAUGGACUGGAGCACGCUCUAUCCACAAUUCUUUAGUGAGGAGCAAUCUGGAGAAGGAACACCACAAGUUGAGUUUGCAGAUAUUGGGUGUGGAUACGGUGGACUUUUAGUGGAGUUAGCUCCACUCUUUCCAGACAAACUCAUGCUGGGUCUGGAGAUCCGGGUGAAAGUGUCCGAUUAUGUCCAGGAUCGUAUCAAGUCAUUACGUGAGAGCAAUCCAGGAAGCUACCAGAACAUUGCCUGCCUUCGCAGCAACGCCAUGAAGUAUCUUCCCAACUUCUUCAGGAAGGGACAGCUAAGUAAGAUGUUCUUCCUUUUCCCGGAUCCUCAUUUUAAGAAGACCAAACACAAAUGGAGGAUCAUCAGCCCUACGUUAUUGGCAGAGUAUGCCUACACACUUAGAAUCGGGGGUUUGGUUUAUACCAUCACGGACGUGGAGGAGGUCCACCUUUGGAUGGUGAAGCACUUUAGCGAACAUCCGUUAUUCUUGCGCGUCCCUGAUGAAGAGCUGGUUGAUGAUGUCAUCAUUUCUCGAUUAGGUGUGUGCACAGAGGAAGGAAAAAAAGUGCAGCGGAACGAAGGGAAAAACUUUCGCGCGAUCUUCCGGCGGAUUGAAGAUCCAGUAUUGGUGGACAUGGAAUGAAACACAAAAUAAAGUAACUUUUGCUCUUCUUGGUGACAUUUAGAGGAUUAAACAGAGCGGCUGGUCUUCUCCGGUUGUUGCCACGUUACACCAUCAUGGGGGGGUGCAGUUUUUUUAAUUUUUUUAAUGAUUUUCUCUUUCUAGAUGCUCUUUUGUUUCUUGUAAAUCACAUUCAGUGCAUUGUAUCAUACUUGUCAUACAGUGGUAAUAAUAAAGAGCAGGUACAUUUUAAAAGCAAUAUUUUACAUACUUGAUUGGCUAGCUCCUGUAAAAUAAAUGUCAUUUGUUUUUUUGGACAGUGACAACUAUCCAGAAAUCCUAUCAUUCUGUAUAUACAGGUGCCACUUUGCAUAUUUACCAACAGUUUGUUCAUUGACCCAAGAUUACAGAUUGAAUCUCAGACUGUGACAGGUCCCACUUGUCAGUUUGAGUGCCAAGAGAAAUACGUGACACAAUUGUCAGCUUUCUAAACUCAUCAGUAAAUUCUUUGCACUUUGAUCGUGUGUUUUUUUUUUUUUUUUCUCCUGUCAGGAGUUUGGAAGUAUUUGCUGCUGCAGGGGAUGUGAUUUGAAGCAGGACAGCACUUGCCUCAGUCAAUAAAAGGUGAUGAUGGAUCGAAAAA